Paramormyrops kingsleyae is the source of this 2422-nucleotide messenger RNA. RefSeq names its product homocysteine-inducible, endoplasmic reticulum stress-inducible, ubiquitin-like domain member 1 (gene herpud1). Lineage: Eukaryota; Metazoa; Chordata; Actinopteri; Osteoglossiformes; Mormyridae. Gene Ontology annotation, biological process: negative regulation of endoplasmic reticulum stress-induced intrinsic apoptotic signaling pathway; ubiquitin-dependent protein catabolic process; endoplasmic reticulum calcium ion homeostasis. Gene Ontology annotation, molecular function: transmembrane transporter binding. The record is from RefSeq and is a predicted model, not a curated record. Gene Ontology annotation, cellular component: endoplasmic reticulum membrane.
AACAAACCUCCACGGACUUAACAGGCGACCUCAACUUUCUUACACACCUGUCAACGGGUAGAAUUUAGUAGCUUGGCGUAGUAUUGUGCAUCACAUUGUCUUUUAAAUAAGGCAGUUAAACAAACGCGAUAGUUUCAUACGACGGGCAAAGCCUUUUGCGUUGAUAUUUCCUGUUUAAGCGGCAAUUUUGCUUCGGCGUUGGGGUCAGAUUUGUUUGGGUGGGGAAGUGAAAAUCACUUUUUAAAAUGGACGAUUGCGAUACUGCUGUACAAAAGAUGCUCACGCUUAUAAUCAGAUCGUCGAACCGAUCGUGUGAAGAUCAGACCAUCGAAGGUGUUGGGGUCGACUGGACCAUAAAGGAGCUGAAAACCCAUUUGUCCGCGGUAUACCCGAGCAACCCACCUGAAAGGGACCAGAGGAUCAUCUACGCCGGAAAGCUGCUCCUGGAUCACCAACACGUGUCUGACGUCUUCGGAAAGUUGGAGGCCACGCCCAUCAUUCAUAUGGUGUGUGCUUUCAGACCGCAGGCAGCUGGCCCGCCUGGACCCCAGCCCAAGGUUGCAGCAGCGGAGCUGAAUGGAGGGGGGUCCUCUUCCCCUGGUGAUGGACUCACUCAGCAGAGCGCCACUGCCCCUCCCACCACGCUCGCUGAUGAUGGGCUGAGGAACAGGGGCCAGCCCCCAGCCAGAACCCCUGGGUCUGGGUCACCGAUGAAUCAGCCGGUGUUCCCCACAUACUCCCUGUACAGCCCCCAGCAGCUGCUCUGGCUUCAGCGAGUUUACGCUCAGCAGUACUACAUGCAGUACCAAGCGGCCCUUGCAGCUGCGGCCUCUUCCAGCAGCCCUGUGGCCAGUGCCGCCAGUCGCGCUCUGCCUGUCGACCCCCAACCCGCUGCCGUCCCCGCGGCCCUGCCCAAUCAGCCUGCCAACCAGAAUGUCCCGGAGCCCCACCUCAUCAACCCUGCGGGAGCCAAUCAGAACUUGCGCAUGAACGCCCAGGGUGGACCUGUGAUGGAGGAGGAUGAUGGUGUGGAACACGAUUGGCUGGAAUGGGUGUACACGGCCGCCCGCUUCUCCGUCUUCCUGGGCAUCAUGUACUUCUACUCGAGCAUCAGUCGCUUUGUCCUUGUGAUGUGCAGCCUGGUCCUCAUGUACCUGCACACAGCUGGCUGGUUCCCAUUCCGCCGGAUGCCUGUGGUCCCUGGGCCACGUGAGCAGGCCCCAGAGCUGGUCCAGAACCAGGACAGAGACCCAGAGCUGGUGCAUGUCCCAGCGGGAGGGGCUGAUGCAGAAGAUGGGGAUGGCAGAAGGCCCUCUGAGCCAGUGGUGUUGCAAGUCCCUCGUUUGUCCAUCUUCCAGACGGCCUGGGUCUUCUUCAAGGCCUUUUUCGCCUCGCUGGUCCCCGAGGCCCCGCAGGGCAUAGCGAACUGACCUUUGUAUCAGCACUCCAUGCCCGUGAUCGGAAGGUCGCCAGUUCAAGUCCCAUGGCUGCCCGAGUCAUGGCACUCGAGCAAGGUCCUUAAUCUGUGAUUGCUCCACGGACCGGCUGACCCUGAUUUCCAGAAAUGUAUGUUGCUUUGGAUAAAAGAACCAACUGAAUUUAACGUACUGUCACUCUUCUGUUAGAGACAGACUUCACUUUUAGCAGAGGGUGACUCCUGACUGUUCCUACAACUCGCAACACAUUUUUGGACGAGGUUCUCCUGCCCCUCCAGCUUAACCCUUGGUACCGCGUCCCAGAAUGCACCAGGAAUUUCCUGUUCGGCCCACUGCAGGUGCUGUAAAUCUGCAUGGACCACUGCAGGUACUGUAAAUCUGCAUGGACCACUGCAGGUACUGUAAAUCUGCAUGGACCACUGCAGGUACUGUAAAUCUGCAUGGACCACUGCAGGUACUGUAAAUCUGCAUGGGACUCCAAAGGCUUACAGGAGCGCACAGCCGUCUGUCCUCAUUUUAUGUUUUAUUUCCUCCAGCACGCCUUAGGCGUCGCUAAAACGAGCACCGCUCUGAAAACGCCUGUCCUGAUUGGAGGCCUUUGACCACUUUCCCGCCAGCUUCUGUUUUCUAACUGUUAAGAAACUGCGUUGGACCACAAGCGGUCGAUUUGCGUCUCUCGGACAAAGCGUUUUGUCGGCAUGCUGUUUGGGUUAAUUAUGUAAAAAUUGCUAUAAAUCCUUGAUUAAUUUUCUUAAAUUCUGUACGUUUUAUUUAAAUUAUGACCCUUUUAUGUUGUAAUCAGAAUUUGUGUACAGUAUAAUUCCUUUUGGGAUGAUUUUCUUUUGUAAACGUAAACACAUACACUAAGUGUACUUCUGUUCUAGCCUGUGCCUGCCUAUCGGGCUGUUCAUUUAUUUACAUUGUACCAUAUGUAUCUGAUUCUGUAAGUGUAUAUUAAAUAUUUAACAGCUUAUGUAUGUCUUAAA